Podarcis lilfordi (Lilford's wall lizard) is the source of this 306-nucleotide messenger RNA. Lineage: Eukaryota; Metazoa; Chordata; Lepidosauria; Squamata; Lacertidae. The record is from the annotation of a GenBank genome assembly.
AUGGAAGGACUACAAGAAUGUCUUCCAUGUCCUGAUCUCUUGUGUGCAUAUCAUGUGGCCUUUGGGGGGCGUUCAACGGCAUUGGAGGGGCCUCAUGACUCCUUGCCACCUGGUGCUGCCUUCCUCCUCCCAAAGUUUUUUGGGGGCUGGCUGCUGUUUUGCCAUUGCUGGUGCCCAGAAAAUAGUUGCCCACUGCUGAGACUUUUGGACAGGGAUGGGAAAGCUGUAGACAUCCAAAUGUUAUGGAACUGCAGCUCCCUUCAGCCCUGUCUAUUGGCCCUGAGGGCUGGAGCUGAGGCCAGUUGA